Molecule: messenger RNA, 1520 nt
Organism: Hyaloscypha bicolor E
Lineage: Eukaryota; Fungi; Ascomycota; Leotiomycetes; Helotiales; Hyaloscyphaceae
Exons: 2
Coding region: 366-1391 (341 amino acids)
Molecular function (GO): acyltransferase activity, transferring groups other than amino-acyl groups
Source: RefSeq, a predicted model, not a curated record
AUGUUUUCGAUAUAUGAUGAGACGAGCAAGAGCCAGCAAGAACCCAACAAGAUUGCAACUCUCCCGACUUGAAGACGAACUCGCUCUCUCUCGGCGUUCGGACGUCGUUCACGUACAGUAUCGUGCUGAAGGGUUUUCGACCCCUGCAGCAGUCCAACCACCGCACCGAUAAGCCACGCGCAUUCGUUAUCGCUCAAAGAAGACGAAGGAGCCAAUGAAACACGUGCAGAGCGGAUAGGACAGGAAGAGAAGAAGUAUAUAGACAAUGCAGCAGCCCGGCUCGCUAUGGCGCUCCGCUCUCCCUCCAAAAUCUUGCCAAUAUCCAGAGGCCGGCUGCCCGAAGCAGUUAGACGCCGGGUCGAAAUAUGCCCCGACAACACGUGCAGCCCGUGAAGCACUCACUCGACCUGCGGAGCACCUUCGAGGGCUUCCACACCGUCACCAAUUUUAAUGUGGUCGAGCGUAUGAACGCGGUCCCGGGCUUGAAGACAAGUGCAGCAUUUUUCAGCUUCCUGCGCGCAAACCUCGUCUUACCGUCCUCGACACUGAAUUCAAAUAUCUCGACGCCCCUCCUUCAUCCCUCUUCCUCGCAAACCCUCCCGCCACUCUUUCCAUCCUCUCUCGCAACAAUGACGUCCAAUGCCGAAGACGAAGUGGUGCCCGCACCGAACCCACUCGAGGGAGUACCACCUCUUGUUACCAAGCAAUUGACGGAUGAAAACGACAAAGUGGCCGCUCUCAAACUGAUCGCAGACUCCAUCGCACAACAGCGUCAACAAGCGUCUCGCGCUAUAAUCUUCAACCCCCUCACACUUGCCGGAUACAUCCUACUUCUAGCAAUUGUAAGCAACUUUAUAUACAAGGACCGCAGUGAUCUUGGUAUUGUGGCUACAACAUCUGCUGGAAUUACCAUGGCCUGUCUGAUCGCCAUCCGUGGCCUCACAGGUGAAUAUCUGAAUCUGGCAGAAAAAUUCAACUGGAAAUUUGCAACGAAUGAAGAUGGCGAGGAGGAUGUCAUCAUCGGCUCGAGAUACGGAGAGGAGAUUAUGGGCGCUGCGGUUUUGCGCUUGGAGGGAAAGGGUAAUGGCAGCGGGAAGAAGAAGACGAAGAGUGCGAAGACUGGAGGUAAGGGCGUUGUAAGAGCAUGGACUGUGAGAGUCAAGUAUCGAGGGAAGGGUGUUGGCACUGAGCUGCUGGAAGAGGCGGUUAAGAUUACGAGGGAGAAGCUCGGGAACUCGGCUGAGAUUGGGUUUGCGGCCGAGCAUGCGAAUAGCAAUAUGAUCUUGCCGGAAAUCUUCAAUGCGAGCUUCAGGAAGAGAGAGGCGAAAGCUGCUAAGGCGUUGGAAACUGUCAUUGAGAAUAUGGAUACUGGGAGCAAGAAGAAGAGGUAGACAUGGCUGGGCGGUUCUAUGUGUAGAUUGGUUUGGGAUAUAUUUCCGUAAUAGAUUGUGGAGCUUGAAGGUGGGAAAUAGGGAGGAAAUGGGCGGAUAUACCAAGGUGUUAGAGGAUGAAAAUUCAAG